Podarcis lilfordi (Lilford's wall lizard) is the source of this 13643-nucleotide messenger RNA. Lineage: Eukaryota; Metazoa; Chordata; Lepidosauria; Squamata; Lacertidae. The record is from the annotation of a GenBank genome assembly.
AAGCGAGUGUCGCAGGCAGAGGGACGUGGAGCAGAGGCACCCAGACUUUGUCCAGAGAAGAGGCUCUGCCCGUCCGUCCGUCCGUCCUGAUUCCUGGAAGUGUUUGAAGUUUCGCAGGCUGCAGGCGAAAAAGGCGAUGGGUCUUCCCAACAGCCGACAGGGAGCACGGAAGGUCAUGUUUCUGGCAGGUAAGCUGAGGAAAGGGCAGCAGCAGAGCAUCUUUCUUGCACUCAAAAGGCUGCAGGUUCAAUUCCUGGCUCUCCAGGUCAGGCUAGGAUUGUCCAUUCUUUGAAACCCUGGAGAGCCGCUGCCGUUCAGUGCAGGCAAAAGAGUCACAGAAUCACAGAAUUGUAGAGUUGGAAGGGACCCCGAGGGUCAUCUACUCCAACCCCCUGCAAUGCAGGAAUCCCAGCAAAAGUUUCCCUGGCAGAUGGCCACCCAACCUCUGCUUAAAAACCUCCAAGGAAGGAGAGUCCACCACCUCUCAUGGGAGUCUGUUCCACUGUUGGUCGAACUCCCUUACUGCCAGAAAGUUCUUCCUGAUGUUUAGUCACAAUCUCCUUUCUUGUAACUUGAAGCCCUGGGUUCGAGUCCUACCCUCCAGAGCCGGAGAAAACAAGCUCGCUCCAUCUUCCAACGUGGCAGCAGCCCUUGAGAUAUUUGAAGACGGUUCUCAUAUCUCCUCUUAACCCAGCUCCUUCGACUGUUCCUCAUAAGGCUUUGGUUUCCAGGCCCUUGAUCUCCUCGGUCACUCUCCUCUGCACACGUUCCAGCUUGCCGAUAUCCUUCUUAAAAUGUGGCUCCCUGGUUAGAUGGAUCAACAGCCUGGUUGCACAAGGCAUAGUGCCAGAAGGGGACAUUUUGCCACUUGAGACGGGGAGGGGGGGAAACUGCUGCCCCCAGACCACAAUCUGCCUCCUCCUUGCAGCAGGAACACCUGCAGCUGAGGUGCUGGCAGCAAAGCAGCCGCCGCAGCAGAACAGCUUGUUUUCACUGAGAAUCCUGCAUUGCAGGGGGUUGGAAUCCCUUCCAAUUCUAUGAUUUUAGGGUGCACAAAAGGAGGACAUGGUGACAGGCAGAAACAAGUGGUGGGAUGCACCCAUGAUGGGGGAGGUGGCAGGGGGUGCCCUCAGCAGGAGGGCACACUCCUAGUGGGGCAGAGGCGUGCCAUGGCAGUAGGCAGUGUGCUCCUUGGACCCAAAUCUGCCUCCUGAGCUGACCGCCUUUCUCUUUCUUAUGGGCAGGCUGGCCCGAUAUCUUCAGUUCGGAAGAGCAAACUUCCUCUUUUCCCCUUCAAGGUACCAUUUUCUGCCACACCCUGAAGCACAGAAAGACCCAGCUUCCUUUGUCCUUUAUGGCAGACCCUCCAAGUGCCUCUCUUUUCCAGCGACGGCCCCAGAUUUACCAAAGCUGUCCCAGUUUCUGAAUUGAUCCUGGAAUGCCCCAUUUUUCCUUUGUUGUUGUUUAGUCGUUUAGUCGUGUCCGACUCUUUGUGACCCCAUGGACCAGAGCACGCCAGGCACUCCUGUCUUCCACUGCCUCCCGCAGUUUGGUCAAACUCAUGCUGGUAGCUUCGAGAACACUGUCCAACCAUCUUGUCCCCUGUCGUCCCCUUCUCCUUGUGCCCUCCAUCUUUCCCAACAUCAGGGUCUUUCCCAGGGAGUCUUCUCUUCUCAUGAGGUGGCCAAAUUAUUGGAGUCUCAGCUUCAGGAUCUGUCCUUCCAGUGAGCACUCAGGGCUGAUUUCCUUAAGAAUGGAUGCGUUUGUUCUUCUUGCAGUCCAUGGGACUCUCAAGAGUCUUAGGACAUCCCUAUUUUCACCUGAUAAAUAUCGGAGUGUACAGUAGGGUGUCCCUAUUUCCAUCAGAGAAAUGUUGGAGUGUAUGGAGCUAUCCAAAUCCCGCCCCCCCCCCAGCCAAGGAGAUAAGUAACUAUGCAACCUUUAGAAGACAUCUGGAGGCAAACCUGUAUAGGGAAGUUUUUUUAAAAAAUGUAUCAUGUUUCAAGUUGUUUUUAUAUAUGUUGGAAGCCGCCCAGAGUGGCUGGGGCAACCCGGUCAGAUGGGCAGGGGCAAGAAUAAUAAAACUGUUGUUGUUGUUAAGGAAUAAAGGUAAAAGUAAAAGGACCCCUGACCAUUAGGUCCAGUCGUGACCGACUCUGAGGUUGUGGCACUCGUCUCGCUUUACAGGCUGAGGGGGCUGGCAUUUGUCCACAAACGGUUUUCCCGGGUCAUGUGGCCAGCAUGACUAAGCCGCUUCUGGCGAAACCAGAACAGCGCACGGAAAUGCCAUCUACCUUCCGGCCGGAGCGGUACCUAUUUAUCUUCUUGCACUUUGAUGUGCUUUUGAACUGCUAGGUUGGCAGGAGUGUUAAGGAAUAAGACGCCCCUAUUUUCACCGGAGAAAUGUUGGAGGGUAUGUUAUUGUGUGUGUUAGACCACUGCCCUGUAGAAGAAGUCUUACUCCAUUUUUCCUCCCCUUUCCUUAGGUUUCCUCCUAAGCUGCAUGUUGCAGCUGGUGCCAGCACAAUUUCAACCCCAGUUGUCUUUGACCUCUGAGCCAAUUGAGACUUUUGUGGGCAAGGAUGUCAAGCUGUCUCUGAGGAACGCCCCCCGGCAGUUCGCGCAGUGCCAGUGGUUCCGGCAAAGCCGCUCGGGGAGAGUGGAGAACAUCUUCACGCAAUUUGGGCAGACUCAGGGGCAGCCAGAAAAAGGCCCUGGACACACCGGACGGGAGACGUUGAGAGACGGGUGCUCCUUGUAUAUCGCGAGGUUGACGCAGUCCGAUGCAGCGAACUACACCGUGGUGAUUCAGCCCGGCCCAGACCAGCAAACAGGCCAAGGGCAACAAUUUGUAGGGAGAAACCUCUCAGACUCUUAUUAUUUGCAAAUCUCAAGUAAGUACCAAACCGCUCGGUCGCCACCUUUUUCAAAGAAAGGCUCCUGUUUCUUUAACCACAAUGUAAUGGGGAAAGGGCCAUCCUUUUUUCUUAGCGUUGCACCAGAGGCAAAAGUGAGUAGGGUGGAGAAUGUUAAGUUUUUCCUUCUUCCUCUUUUUAAAUUGCUUUUUAUUGAGUUUUAAACUGGUUAUUCAUCUACAUAUUCCAUUCACUUUUUAACAUAUAUUGCACACAUAUAAAAACCAAACAAUAACAACAUUUCUACGCAAUAUUUCUUCCCACCACCUCAGUGCGGCUUCUUCUGUCUUCGUUCUCUUUUCUGCUGUGCUGUUUUUCCUUAAGGUAAAGGGUAAAGGGACCCCUGACCAUUAGGUCCAGUUGUGACCGACUCUGGGGUUGUGGCGCUCAUCUCGCUUUAUUGGCCAACGGAGCCGGCGUACAGCUUCCGGGUCAUGUGGUCAGCAUGACUAAGCCACUUCUGGCGAACCAGAGUGGCGCAUGGAAACGCCGUUUACCUUCCCGCCGGAGCGGUACCUAUUUAUCUACUUGCACUUUGACGUGCUUUCGAACUGCUAGGUUGGCAGGAGCAGGGACCGAGCAACGGGAGCUCACCCCAUCGCGGAGAUUCGAACCGCCAACCUUCUGAUCGGCAAGCCCUAGGCUCUGUGGUUUAACUCACAGCGCCACCCGCGUGCCUUGUUUUUCCUUACUGCCUUUCUAAUAGGUAAUAUAUCUCAUCUAUCUGACCUUCAUGUUGCAAAAUUUAGUCGGAACAUAUCAAGGGUUUUUAUCUGAGAACAAUGUUUCCCCAGAUAAUCUUUUACACGUUCCCACUCCUUUUUUCUUUUUCUUUUUUUCCCUCUUUUGACAUUUUGGUUUGGCUGGUUCCUAAUUGCCUCUGUCAUUCUUGCUAAUUCCAAACACAAUUUAUCUUGCCAUCUUCCUUUGUUGGUGUCCUGCCCCCCCCCCUCCAAUUUCUAGCCAUUAACAUAGAAUGCUCAGUUUUUCCUUUGCGCAGGAGGUUAGUCUCCACACGCAAACACCUCCCUAUCCUCUGUCCAGGCAAGCAAGGGGCAUUGUCGAAGUUCGGGGAACCCAGUCCCGCCAGGCAAACGCCCCCAGGGAGGUUCUGGAGCAGCAGCACCCGUGAAAGGCAUGGCCUGGGGAGGAUUCCAGGGGCCAGCGAGAGAGUUGUGGAGGGCCAGAGGUUCCCCCCCAGCUCCUUGGAUUGCCACUCGCUGCUGCAAAUGUUCUCGCUGCUGCCAACUGCAACGGCACUUUGUUUAGGGAAGCUUUUAAUGUUUAAUAGGUUAUUGUAGUUUAGUGUUCUGUUGGAAGCCGCCCAGAGUGGCUGGGGAAACCCAACCAGAUGGGCGGGAUAUAAAUAAUAAAUUAUUAUUAUUAUUAUUAUUAUUAUUAUUAUUAUUACUACUACUACUACUACUACUACUACUACUACUACUGUUAUUUUGACACCAUGAAAGACUUGGCUCUGCCAGUCUCUGCAGGCAGGCCUCCUAUAUAUCAAGGGCACAAGAGACCCGCUCUAAAAGAACGGCAGAUAAAAUUAUUGGAGCUGGCUGAGAUGGCAAAGCCGACAUGUUUAAUUAGAGAAAAAUCAUUGCUGGCACUGGUUAAGGAUUGGAAAUUUCUUAUGGACUUUUUGCAGGAUAGAGGAAAUGAAUGUGUACUAUUGGGAUUUGGAUAUUUUAAAAACACUACUUUAUAGAAGACAGAAUGGUUGUGGUUUAAGAAACGAAUGUCAUGUGUAGGACAGAGAGCCAAAAGUCAUUUUUCUUCUAUUUUAUUUUAGUCUGUUCUUUCUCUUCUCUCUCGCUUUCUCUUUCUGUAGGUCUCUCCUUGUCUUGUGUUUUCUUCUUUCUGGCUUUGUUCUUUUUUAGACUAAGUAGCUGUUUUAUCUUAGCAUAUUAUAAAAAAAGCUAGUUUGUAAUGUGUAUGUAUUUUUGUAUAUCUAUGGAUGAGUAUCAAUAAAUAAGUGUGUGUGUGUAGGGCACAACAGCAGGCAGAUUUUCUGGUCAGUUGGCAACCCCUAAUGCGAUCUCAGCGCACUCCUAUCAAUUCACCAUCCAUUUCUAGAAGUUUUGGCUCUAAAUAAAUUUAAAAUUGUAGGGUCAGAAAAGACAGUGGGAAUUUUCUGCCUUUUAAACCAACUCCUGUAUCCUUUGGGGGUGGGGCAUAGAACAUUGUUGGAAGAUUUUCCCCAGUACUUGCCUAGGGCUGCCAUAUCUGCCACAGUGAUCCAUGCGACGGUCACCUCCAGGCUUGACUACUGUAACUCGCUCUACGCAGGGCUGCCCUUGAAGCUGUCCCAGAAACUCCAGCGGGUACAGAAUGCUGCAGCGAGGCUCCUCACGGGGUCCCUGCCAUGGGAGCAUAUUCACCCAGUGCUUUUCAAGCUGCACUGGCUCCCGGUGGAGUACAGGGUCAGAUUUAAGGUGCUGCUUUUGACCUUUAAAGCCCUUCACGGCCCAGGACCCUCGUACCUACGGGCCCGCCUCUCCCGGUAUGCCCCACGGAGAGCCUCAAGGUCCAUAAAUAGCAACACCCUAGAGGUCCCGGACCCUUAGAAAGUCAGAUUAGCCUCAACAAGAGCCAGGGCCUUUUCAACACUGGCUCCGGCCUGGUGGAACGCUCUGCCUCAUGAGACCAGGGUCCUGCAGGAUCUGAUUUCUUUCCGCAGGGCCUGUAAGACAGAGUUGUUGCGCCUGGCCUUUGGCUUGGAGCCAAUUUGAUUCCCUUCCUCCCUCUCUUUCUUUUUUCUUUUCCUUCUCCUCCUGCGAUGAGGCUACAUUUUAAUAUUUUAAUGUUCCAUUAUUUUAAUGCUGUAUUUUAUUUUUGUUUAUAAGUUGUAAUCAUUCAUCUUGUUUUUAUUAUUGCUUGUAAGCCGCUCUGAGCCCGGCCUUGGCUGGGGAGGGCAGGGUAUAAAUAAAAAAAUAUUAUUAUUAUUAUAUCUCCGGGGUUUCCCAGACCUAUCUGAGAUUUGAAUGCCAGGAAAAAACCACCUCUGUCUGGAUUUUUGCCCGUGCUGAUAAAAGCUUCAGCUGCUCAUUUUAAGGCUACUGUCCAAAAGGCGUAGGAGCAGGGACUAUGAAAAAAGUGGCAAUCCAGCAAGGGGGGGGGAGCAAAGUUAUUUAAGACUAGUUUGGCCCUUUCCACAUAAAGUUGCUAGUUGACCGGAAAGGAAAGGAAAGGAGAUAGGCUGCACAAGCUAGGUUUGCAGAAGCACAGUGAUAAACAUUUGGCAAAGUCUGCCGGUCCAGCUGCUGAUUGCGGCACAGGAGUGCAAGCUGUGAAAUAAGUUGGCAACCUGCUUUCCAAAUAUAGAUAUACCGUAUUGGCCGGAAUAUAAGCCAUACCUUUAAAAUUCAAAGGGGGGGGGGAGACAAUACCCGAAUAUAAGCCGCUCCCUUAAAAUUCUGCAGGCACUCACACGUGUAAAUGGCAAAUGUACAAGAAAAUCCUACAGUGAUAUCGUAAAAGCCCAUUUUUGUAAGGUCUCAAAUUUAAGCCACGCUUUAACUUUCCACGGUCGGAAUUUGGGGGGAAAUGCAAGGCUUAUAUUCAGGCCAAUACGGUAUAUUCAACUCUCAUCCUGAGCCAUGUGAAAUCCUCACGAAUUCUAUUUUUACAGGCCUCAUGUCCAUAAACCUCAACCCACAGCGUCCUGUUCAAGGUCAGGACCUCACCCUGACCCCGCAAAAUGCCCCAAAGCAAUUAAGCUUUUGCAAGUGGGUCAUACACCCCAGGGGCGGGAAAGAAAAAGUUCUCGAAUACGACCCAGAGGACACAGACCAGCAAAGCUUGUCCCAAGGCAGAACGACUUUGAGGCAGGAUUGCACCUUGCACAUCAGGCAGCUUGAUGUUUCUGACACCGGCAACUACACGGUGAAGAUCGAAUCUCUUCUGAACCAGCAGCAACAACCAGGGCAGCAGCCUGAAAUAGGAGACUUUCAGGUGCACAAGGGACAGGUCUAUCUUGAUGUCUUCCAACAAUCUGGCAAGUAUCCAUCCUCUCCAAAGCUCUACACCGUACGGCAGCCACCUGCUUAAAUAAAAAAUGACUUCUUCCUUUUUGGGCCCCUUAAAAGCGUUUUUAACAUCAUCAAACCACUCCAUCGAUUAGACAGUGAAACCCCACUGCAAGCACUAGGGGGCGCCAAACUUAACAUUUGCAUUCCAGGACAAAACAUUUCCUUGGCCAAGAGGAGUCCCUUGUAGUGUUUUCUCUCCUGCUGCGGUUUAACUUCUGACACCACUGUUGCACUUUUCCAAAGAGUGGUGGAAAGCAAUGGGAUUGGUUGCAGGUCUUAAUUUCUCUCCGGCUUCCCAAUGAAAGAAACGCAAACUUGGCGGGUUGCUCACAGCAUGCUGCUGUCCUGAGCAUUUUAAGCAGGUGCUGAGUUGCUGUGCUAUGGAGAUGCAGAGAGUCUGGUCUCUGGAGAAGGCCAGGCAAGAGUAGCAGAAGGCGGAUCCUGACCAUAAAUUGAUCAACUAGUCCUCCUCUCUUUUAGGUCCUGCCCACACCACGUAUUUAAAGCACUUUGAUGCCACUUUAAACCGUCAUGGCUUCCCCCCAAAGGAUUCUGGGAAGUCUAAUUUGCUAUGGUUGUUGAGAGUUGUUAGGAGACACCUUCCCCUCACAGAACCACAAUUCCCAGAAUUCCCUGGGAAGAGGUAUAAUAUAUGUAUGCUAUACCAAUGGGUGCCCAAUAUGUGUCCUUAUUUAUUGGUUUCUGCUACACAGUUUGUAGUCCAGCAUCCAUUUUGGACCAGCUCCCAAGAACUUAGCUCCAACUGUUUCUUAAGAGAGCAGUUUGCCUUUUGGCCACUAGGCGGCAACCACAUAAAUAUAUACAACAUUGCAAGAGGGAAUGGAGAACUGGUAGCUCUGUGAGGGGAAUUGGAGCUUCCUAACAACCCCCAGCAACUUUUCAGCAGGCUAAAUUUUCCAGGAUUCUUUGCGGGGAAGUCGUGGCUGUUUAAAGUGGUGCAGUACUCCUUUCAACAUACAGUGGAACCUUGGCUCCCGAAUGGCUUAGAUGCCGAACAAAUCGGCUCCCGAAUGCCACAAACCCGGAAGUAAGUGCUCCGGUCCGCGAACGUCUUUCAGAAGCCGAAUGUCCAACGCAGCUUCAGCUUGAGUGCAGGAAGCUCCUGCAGCCAAUCGGAAGCUGCGCCUCGGUUUUUGAACGGUUUUGGGAGUCGAACGGACACCCGGAACGGAUUAAGUUCGAGAACCAAGGUACCACUGCAUAGUACAGACAGGGCCUUGAUCUAAGAAGUACUUAGAUUGAGUACUAAGAAGUACCCAGCCAGAUGGGUGGGGUAUAAAUAAUAUAUUAUUAUUAUUAUUAUUAUACAGGGCCUUGAUCUAAGAAGUACCAUAUUUUUUGCUCUAUAAGACUCACUUUUUCCCUCCUAAAAAGUAAGGGGGAAUGCGUGUGCGUCUUAUGGAGCGAAUGCAGGCUGCGCAGCUAUCACAGAAGCCAGAACAGCAAGAGGGAUUGCUGCUUUCACUGCGCAGCGAUCCCUCUUGCUGUUCUGGCUUCUGAGAUUCAGAAUAUUUUUUUUUCUUGUUUUCCUCCUCCAAAAACUAGGUGCAUCUUGUGUUCUGCUGCGUCUUAUAGAGUGAAAAAUACGGUACUUAGAUUAAGUACUAUAAAGUACCCCACCAGAUGGGUGGGGUAUAAAUAAAUUAUUAUUAUUAUUAUUAUUAUUAUUAUUAUUAUUAUUAAAAGGGAAGACAGCAAGCCCCAGGUUGGGAGAGUCGUCCCUGCCUCAUUCUCUCACACCGGAGGGAACGCCUUGUCUAAAAAACGUUCAUUCUGCCAUCUUGGGACUUUAAACUAUUGUUUCAGCCAUGUGCAAAUCAGUGCCAUCCCAUGCGCACCUGUUUGAGGAUGCUUUGACUCUUCGAAAUAAAGUUGCCAACUUACCUUGUACGGCCAGGCGGUGGGGAGUUUUGGAGACAUUUAAUUUACGCAGAUUGAAUCACUACCUAAGCUGUUUAUUUAAGGUUUAUUUAACAGUUGGAAAGACCUUGUUGCGUGGGUGUUGAUCGCAACAGGGCAGCUGUUUGGAGCCGAAUUCUGGAUCAAUGCUUUCAUCCCCAAUCCUUUUUCCCCUCUUUCAGGUCAUGACCCCCAAAAAGGUCAUGGCCCCCAAGUAGCUCGUGCCUCUGCCUCUUUGACCUACAACGCAGCCGUCGUCGCUGGGACCUUGCUUGGAUCGCUCGCCUGGGCAGACGCCCUGAUGCCCGUCUUCUCCGGGCUAUUCUGUGAGUGGCACACAAACCGCUAGGAUACGCAGCUUCAGAAAUGAGGAUAAGGCUCUCUCUUGAGGGCUGCUAGACAUAGUGGCAGCAGGUCUCUGAAAACCAGCCACUGGGGACUGAGAGUCCAGCUUGUAGGCUUCUCAAAGACAUCUGGUGGGCUGCUGUGAGGAAAUGGUGCUGGACUAGACAGACCUUUGCUCUGACCCAGUGGGGUUCUUCUUAAGUCCCUAGAGAUGGGAAUAAGGACCAGUGGCAAAGCGUUUUGUUUUGGCCCAUAUGCCACAUUCAUCAUUGGCCAUCCCACACUCUCACACAGACAGGCUCACACACCAUCAUACCUUCCGACACGACAUGGCACAAAUCCGGGACACCAUCUUUCGGGUCUGAAAUCCUGCACAAGUCACAUGGCCUGUGUGAGAUCACAGAUCUGGGAAAGGCGCUUUUUCGGGGUGAGUUUUCAGCCUGAAAUUGCGCAACCACAAGGCUCCCAAAGUGGCCGCUGUUCUCUCUCAGGAAGAAACGGGACGUCCCAGUUUUUUCCAGAUCAGUUGACAGGAAUGCACCAUACCUUUAAAGCAAACAUGUUCACCCCAAAGAAGCUUGGGAACUAUAUUAUUAUUAUUAUUAUUAUUAUUAUUCAUUUCAUUUCAAUACUGCUUUAUAUUUUAAAGAAAAAAUCUCAAAGCGGUUUACAGCACGUUAAAACAAUCCAGAAUCAAACAUUUCCAAAGAAAGUCAAAUAUAAAGUAUACAGUCAAGGCAACAUAAUUAACAGGAAACUAAAAUAUUACCUUAACAGAUUUCAAAAUGAAACAUUACAAAGGAGGUCAGCUACAGAAGACAUAUUUGACACAAACAAAGUUGACCAAAAAAAUCUUAAACAUUUCAAAAGAAAAUAUUGCCAAGGGCAGUCAAAUAUGAAAUGCACAUUUAAAACAGUACCAUUUACAGAGCUAGGACCCCCCACAGUUGGAAACCACAGUUCCCAAGAUUUAUCGGGUGGGAGGGGGAAUGUUCUAUAAAUGUUCCAGGGUUUGAAUUUCCGCUGGAGCACAAAGUUCCCUUGGCCACCUUGAGCCACUCGCCCUGUCCUACCUAGCACAAUUGUUGUGAGGCUAAAAUAGGACAAUCUCUGUGUUUCUUUAUCACUGGAGGAAGGGCAGGAUGUGGACGUACUUAAUGAACCCAUUUCCUCCGCCCUUUUAGGCUCCCUCACUUCCCUGAGGCGCAAAGUCAUCCCGUGAAUGAAUGAUGAGUUUGGCGGAAAGUCCCUAACUUUUGCAAGGUAUGUUGACAGCCUGUUGGGUUGGUAGUGACAGCGGGGGCUCAAUCUCACAGGAUCCACAGCUUCUGGGGCGUUUGCUCCUUCCCCAGUUUGGGCUCAAAUUCAGCUCGUAGGAAACCAGUGUCAUGCGGUGCUUCUCCUCCCCUGCCCAGAGCUAGGACACCAAGAAAAUCCAUAAAUCCAAAGCCAACUGAUCAGAAGAACCUUGCGCAGCCUGCUCUUUUGCCUUUAACAGCAGUUUGAUCUGCAUGAAACAUUAACUAGUCAAACUGCUUUCAAGCACAGCAAUGAAGACAUCAAAAACCCAUGUGGACCUGUCUAUCAAUAAAGGCUUUCCAGGUACCCUAGGUUUGGGGCUUAGCCAAGUACAGCGUCUGCGCAUGCACGGGUUGUGAUUUGGCACUUCUGCACAUGCGCAAAGUGCAAUUUAGCGCUUCUGCGCAUGUGUGACUGCUGAAACCCGGACAUAACCCAUUCCGGUACUUCCAAGUUUUGGCAGGUCCGUAACCCGAAAAUAUGCAACCUGAAGCGUCUGUAACCUGAGGUAUGACUGUAGCUCAGUGAGGCAGAAUCGUCUUGCACACUGAAGGUCCCUGGUUCAAAUCCCGGCAUCGCCAAGUAGGGCUGGGGGAGAUCCCACACCUGACAGCUAAAUGGACCGGUGUUCUGAUUUGCUACAAGGCAGCUUCUGUCCUGAUUCCCACUCAGGCCCUGAUGACAUGAGAGUGAGGAAAAGGCCUUCUUUGAGGCAGAGUAGAGGUAAAGUCUCAGCAACAGGUAGCGACUCACGCCUGGGCGACAGGAAAGACAAGUCCAGUUGGGCUGAAAGGGCCGGUUCCAGUUUACAGAGAGUCCAAGAUCUGGACAAGCAGUUCAGAACUGGGCGGAAGCAUUAGGGCGGUCCCAACGGGCAAGGCUUGCUUACUCACAGGACUCUCCUGCCACACAAGACUCCUGAGUGAAGGCGGUCACUGUGUUGGAAGAGGGUCUGUUUCCAGAAAUAGGGGCACCACCGGGGCCCGGGUGACCAAGCCGUGCCCCACUCCUGGCGCCGCUUCCUGCAACCCUGGCUGUUGGCUAGGGUAAAGUCCUGUUUCCCAUCCAGAGCUAGGGUUGCCAUAUUUCAAAAAGUGAAAAUCCGGACACAAAAGUUGCUGCUGCUGUUGUUUUUUGGCCAAAGUUGCUGAGCUUUUUUGUUUGUUUGCAAAAAAGACAAAAAACAAAACCACUGAAGUUUUUGAGCUAUUUUUAAGGAUACCUCCGUAUCUAAACUUUCGACAUGGUUUUCCUGGCCGGACCCUGCUUAUGACUGUCAUAUUCCGGCUAUAUUCGGGAAAUUAUGGACAUAUGGCCACCCUAUCAGCCAUAUCUUGGGAGGGAGAAAUUCCUGCUUCCUCUGGACCUCCUCUCCCAUCCCCCUCCUUGUCCGUCUGAGCCACCUGAGCCUGCCGUCACCUCUGGACUCAGGACAGCCUCCUGUGUUCCUAUGACUUACCAGAGAGUGGUCCUUCGUCCAUCCUGGCAUUGGAACCUGCCAUCUUUGGAACACCCUCUCCUGGGAUGGUUAUCUUUUAGGCAGCAGGCUAAGUCCAUCCUGCCUUUCCAAAGCAUUUGGUUCUAAGGAAAAGCAAGACAUUCCGGGAUCAAAUCAGAACCUGGGGUGGUUUCUGUAAAUCGGGGACUGUCCCUGGAAAACAGGGGCACUUGGAUGGUCUUUUUAAGAGGCACAAGCCACUGCAAUCCAUUGUGGCGUUGGAAAAAGCUGGGUGGAUUUCCCCCCUGGAGCAGGUGGCAAAGCUUGAAGUAGCCACCAGGUGGCACCAGGCUUGACACCAACCACAACGGCAGCCUCCCGCUUACAAAAAGGGAAUGAUUUUCUCCAGUGGUGCUGAACAUUUCCUGCGAGACAAAUUGCCAAACAAACACGCACACGAAAGCCCCCAACGCCUUGGUGAUCUGCAGAAACCAGCAGGUAAAGUUUCACCCCGCACAGGCAUGAGCCUUGUUACCUACGAAUGCCUACCGAUCUAGUUGCUUUAAAAGGCACAGGAGCAGGGGUUGCUAGGAAAAGUUGGCAGCUCUGAAUGUGACUCCUGCUGGCAGUGAGCUAUUGCUGCUGCAUCCAGUUUUUUGUUCAUGCUCGACAAUAAGCUACCGUAUUUUUCGCUCCAUAAGACGCACCUGACCAUAAGACGCACCUAGUUUUUAGAGGGGGAAUGCAAGGGGGGGAAAUUAUUUAAAGGGAGUGCUGUGCAGCGCUCCCUCUCGCUGUUCUGGCUUCUGGGAUAGGCAUGUGAAGCCUUCUCAGGGCAGCGGGAUGAAGGCUCCCUGUGCCCUGAAGAGGCUUCGCGCGGCUAAGCCAGAAGCUAGAACAGCAAGAGGGAGCGCUGCGCAGCGAUCCCUCUCCCUGUUUUGGCUUCUGGGAUAGCCGCACAGCCUGCAUUCACUCCAUAAGACACACACACACAUUUCCACUUACAUUUUAGGAGGGGGAAAGUGUGUCUUAUAGAGCGAAAAAUACGGUACUCAGCUCGAAAUGAUUUCGCCACGUGUUCAUCUUGCCUCUCUUUUCCUUCUCCUCUUGCAAACUUUAUUUUGUAAGUUGUUUGGGGCAAAGAACUCUCUCUCUCUCUCUCUCUCUCUCUCUCUCUGUCGGCUUAUACUGUACAAGCUCCACAUCGCUAACACCCUAUGAAUAUUCUAAUAUUCUAAUCUCCAAAUCUUUCCACAGCCUCGCCAUCUGGGCAACAGAUUCCCGAUAACCAGGAAGGCCUCUCUACCUCUUUCUAUGCCGUGGAUGAAGAAAUAUCCUGGAUCCUGUGCAGUCUUACAUAUAAAAACUUUAUUUCAUUUCUGUUAAUACAAAAAAAAAUAUGUAAAGGUUUCUAAAACUUCUAUCCAGCAUUCAAUCAACUCAGGGUACACUCAUUGGAAUUAAUAGACAUGAUGAACUUAGGCCCAUUAAUUUCACUGGGUCUCCUCUGAUGUAGACAGUGCACAAGAUGUGCAACUUAUAGAAACUCAGAAAAGUAUAUCAAACCUUUGUAGCUUGUUUUCCCAUAAUUAUCAGAUGUUACCCAGUUUUGAACAAACUUAUUGUAAACAACCUGUUGGUGCUUUUCCUGAUACUUUUUCAAAUAAAGUGUUGCUUUUUUUCUGCCUUAAA